AUGGAGGACCCGCGGCGCGACGCGGUGGCGGUGAUUGGCGCGCUGGUGACGCGACCGACGCUGCGGCGGCAGGCGGAGGUGAUUCGGCGGUGCUUCUCCCCGCGCGUGCGCUUCACCCACUUCCUCGUAGACGUCGCCAGUGGCGCCGCCGACCUCACCUGCAUCUACCAGACGAGGGGGGAGGGGGCAAGCGAGAGGAGGGAAGUGGAGCAGGUAGGGGAUGCAGGUAGAGGAGAGAGAGGAGAGGGGAAAGGAGAGGGAGGAGAGGGGAAAGGAGAGGAAGGAGAGGGGAAAGGAGUCAGGAGAGAGGGGAGAAGGGGGAGGAGAGUCGGGGUGUUAGACAUGGCGCACGUGGUGUUGCAGUACCAGGGGGUGCGAGUGCACCGCGUGCUGUACGACCCUGUGGAGGACGCACUCUCUCUCUACGUCACAGUCUUCACGCGCCCGCUCUUCAAGCUCGGCUUCCUCGCCCACUUUGACCUCUGUGUGCUGCUCGAGCUCGAGGACAUCCCACUGGAGGAAUAUCCCUUGCACGGCCUCACACCUCUUCCCCUACCUCCUACCAAGGAAGGCAGAACAUUGGAACCCUCUGCUGCCACACCAUCUGCCAUUCCUCCCACACCUGCCACUGCUGGCUCUGCCUCUGCAUCAGAGGCGGGGGGGAGCAGUCAGUUUGCUGGGGAGGAGGGGCGUGGGGCAGCAAGGACAGCAGCAGCACUGCCAGCAGCAGUGCGGCAGCUGAAGCGAGUGAAGUUUCAGAGAGACUUCUUCCAGCGCAACCCAGUCAUCUCGCACCUGCCGUUCAUUGGAGACAUCUACAACGCGCAUCUGCCCCGUCUGCUAGUGGGGGAGGCACAGGCGCGGCUCUUCAAGGCGCUGCGCUUCCUGCUCUCCCUGCUGCUGCUCAGGGAGGACGCCCGGGGGUUACUGGGCAGGUGGGAUGACGAGUGA
Closterium sp. NIES-65 is the source of this 951-nucleotide messenger RNA. The record is from the annotation of a GenBank genome assembly. Lineage: Eukaryota; Viridiplantae; Streptophyta; Zygnematophyceae; Desmidiales; Closteriaceae.